AUCCUCAUGGAUCCCCCACAUUUCAAAUUCCCGCCCGCAUCCCCUGGCACGCCUCUCUUCGCCGUCUCGCCCGAACGCGUCAACAGAACCCGUUCACCAUACACAAGCAGCAGCAGCGGCGGCCGACAUCUAGCUCAAUCGCCAUCCCUCCCGGACUUUGGCAGUGGGAGCGGCUCGCCGUUCAGCAAGCGUUCACAUGAACGGACCGACUCGGAUGCCCAUGUUCAGGGCAUGGUUGCGCGGUUCAACCACCUGGAGCUGAAGGACCACAAUGAGCAGCAUCGGCGUGAUGAGAUUGCUUUCAAACGCGCAGAUAUGGCGCGGGAGAUGGCCGAGCUUGAUCUGCAAAAGAUGACCGAAGAAAAGGAGGCCUCUGAGAAGGAAGGAAAGAGGUGGAGGGAGGAGGUCCGGAAGUUGAGAAAGGAGCUUGAAGAUGGGAGAGAUAGGGAGAGGAAGGCUAUGAAGAGGCUUGAUCGAUCCAAGGAGGUGACGACACAUUCAGCUAGUGCCUACGAGAAGGAGAUACGCCGCGCGAGAAAAGAAGCAUUCAAAUCAUCUACGAACCUGGUCAAGACGCAGGAAGAGCUCAAGGCGACGCGUAAUUCGCUGCGCAUAAUCCAGUCCGGGCUCGAGUCCGAGAAGAUGAAGUCAUCCAAGCGUGAGCAGGAGGCUUUCACUGCACAGUACCAGCUUGUGGGCAUCCAAGAAGCCCUUGAGAAAGCGCGCGAUCAGAUCAAGAUCGUUGAAGAGGAGCGCGAUUCACUCAAGACGAGCCUGAAGGAAGAGGAAGUGGCGCGCAUUGCCGCCGAGGGCAGAAUUGCUUUGCCGGUAUCUACUACGGAUGAAGACGAAGAAUUUGCCUCGCCAGUCAAGUCACCACGGAAGCCGAGAGUCGUCUGCGCGACCUCUGAUAGCGAGAAUAAGGAAAAUGUCGUUCCCAAACGAGCCAUCGAGCUUAAGUCGAUACAGGAGGAGCUUACGCUUGAGAGGCGCCUCCGGGAGCGAGCAGAGGACCAGAUCGUGUUCAUGAAAAUGGAGUGCCAAUUCCAGUGCUGUUCAUGCAGGCUGGCAGAGAUCCACGGCUCAAGCUACGUGCAUGAUAGCACAUACAACUCGGAGAUGGAGAGGAUCAAGGCUGCUGUUCCCAUCCUCACGCCUCCUGCAAGCAACCACGACAGCGAAGAGAUGGAAGAUGUUGUGGCAGGGCCACUCCAUGUCCCUGAAGAGCCAGUACCUGCUGUCCAAGAGCCAAUUCACCUCGAGCAGCAACGCACAGCCACUCCAAUUGAGCAGGAACUUGAGCAGGAAGCGGUGGAGGAGAAGGAGGAGUCGGAGCCACAACUUGCAUUCUCCCCAACCACCGGUACAUUCAAACCCAUUAGCAGCGAACAGAAGGAAGAAGCACCACAAGAGGCGUCAACACCAGCGCCUCCUAAGCGAUCUCAUCUCUCCAACAUCGAUGAAACAGCACUGGAGUCUUCCCCAUGGGGGCCCGGACCAGACCACUCCAUGAUCCGCACCUCAACCACCUCUCCUCCCCCCUUCCGGCCCACUCAGCCUAUCUCUACCCAGUUUCAGAUCCCUGAAGAAGUCAUUGAAGACGACGAGGAUGAUCUCCCCAGUGACCCUACGCCUUCUUCCCCUCCGCAGUCAGAGCCUCAAACUCCCCUCCGCGGGCCAUCUGCUCCAGCCACCCCUGCAUACCUCCUCCGCACUAUCACUACUACAACAACUAUCCCGCUCCACUUCUCCCCUGCCACGCCGCGCCACCAUGAUCUCCCGCCUACGCCGUCGACAAUCUCGCAUCUGCCGACCAACGCGACAUCGAGCCAGCCGCUGCAGCCGCUAGAGUUGAACCGGCUACCAAUUGAUCGCGAGGCCGCGCUUGAGCAGAUCAGACUCCGUAGAGGUAGAGCGAGGAGCCUAGCCAUGGGACAGGCGACGCCGAAAAAGCAGAUGCUGGAGGGAACAGGUGUGAGGAGGGAUAUCAGUGCGCCGGUAGGGAGGGCUGGAAGGCGAUAA
This is a messenger RNA of Mytilinidion resinicola, 2022 nucleotides long. RefSeq lists its product as uncharacterized. NCBI's taxonomy places the organism in Eukaryota, Fungi, Ascomycota, Dothideomycetes, Mytilinidiales, Mytilinidiaceae. The record is from RefSeq and is a predicted model, not a curated record. The coding region runs from base 7 to 2022 and encodes 671 amino acids. The transcript is spliced from 2 exons.